Cucurbitaria berberidis CBS 394.84 is the source of this 415-nucleotide messenger RNA. RefSeq lists its product as uncharacterized. NCBI's taxonomy places the organism in Eukaryota, Fungi, Ascomycota, Dothideomycetes, Pleosporales, Cucurbitariaceae. The transcript is spliced from 4 exons. Gene Ontology annotation, biological process: mitochondrial electron transport, cytochrome c to oxygen. The record is from RefSeq and is a predicted model, not a curated record. Bases 61 to 297 code for a protein of 78 amino acids.
CAUCGAACCACCACGACUAUCAGCCCUUCCGCACCCUCUCCACUCUGCAAUACCGCCAAAAUGCUCGCCCGUGCUACCUUCCGCGCCGCCUCGGCCCCAUCGCUCGUCGCUCGCCGCGGCUUCCAGUCGACUCGCUCCCAGCUUUCCAGCCCAUACCACUACCCCGAGGGCCCGCGCAGCAACUUGCCCUUCGACCCGCUGAAGAGGGGCUUUGCUUUCAAGUACUGGGGCUUCAUGGCCACCGGAUUCUCCCUCCCCUUCCUCCUUGCUGUCUGGCAGACAAAGAAGAACAAGUAGAUAUGAGGAGACAGAGAGUGGGCUUUGGCUUCGUGCACUGGGGAGACACGGAACUUGUAGAAUAAGCGGAGGUCCCGUAAACGACUGUACUAGACAUCAUAUCAUUCAAUUUCAUUGU